Torulaspora globosa is the source of this 972-nucleotide messenger RNA. Its product is annotated as inositol oxygenase. The record is from RefSeq and is a predicted model, not a curated record. Gene Ontology annotation, cellular component: cytoplasm. Gene Ontology annotation, molecular function: iron ion binding; inositol oxygenase activity. Gene Ontology annotation, biological process: inositol catabolic process. The coding region runs from base 1 to 972 and encodes 323 amino acids. Lineage: Eukaryota; Fungi; Ascomycota; Saccharomycetes; Saccharomycetales; Saccharomycetaceae. The transcript has a single exon.
AUGGGAAUGGGGACUCAGCAGCAGGGAAAGAAGCAGGGACACCUGUUGGAACUUAUUGAUGAGGAUGUCCAGUCGGUCAACGCAAUCGAGACUAAGUUAAAGAUGAGCAGGUCCGUAGAGGGACCAGAACAUGGAGAGCAUGCCAGCAAGAGGCAGAAGAAGGAUACGAGUCAUAGCAUAUUGGAGAAUGUGAGUCCAGAAGAGUUCAGGCAGUACCAUAAGGCCAAGGACAGAGUACGAGAGUUUUACAAGGAACAGCAUGAAAUGCAAACUAUGGCGUACAAUCUGCAAGCGAGGAUCAAUUAUAAGACGAAAAUAAGGGCCAAGAUGACUGUAUGGGAAGCACUUGUUAAACUUAGUAAGCUAAUCGAUGAGUCCGACCCCGAUACGGAACUGUCACAGAUCGAGCAUGCGAUCCAGACGGCUGAGGCAAUCAGAAGAGACAAUAAACCAAGAUGGAUGCAGCUGGUCGGACUAAUACAUGAUCUGGGGAAGAUUCUGUAUUUCUUCGAUAGCGAGGGCCAAUGGGAUGUUGUGGGCGAUACAUUUCCGGUUGGUUGCAAAUUUGUGGAUGAUAUAAUCUUUAGUGAAUUCUUUGAGGGCAAUCCAGACAAUUCUCAUCCUAUCUACUCGACCAAGUUUGGGAUCUACGAGCCGAACUGUGGGCUUAGCUCGAUUCUUAUCUCGUGGGGACACGAUGAAUAUAUGUAUUAUGUCGCGAAAAGUCAGUCAACUCUGAAUGAAAAGGCUCUAGCAAUGAUUCGAUAUCAUUCCUUCUACCCAUGGCAUCGUGAGGGAGCCUAUAGAUACUUGAUGAAGGAGCGUGAUUACGAACUGCUGGAAGCAGUGCAGGAAUUUAACAAAUACGAUCUCUACUCGAAGAGUCUGAAGAAAUAUGACAUCGAAAAAUUGAAACCAUACUACCUUGCAUUAAUCGACGAAUUCUUCCCCGAGAAAUAUGUGGAAUUUUAA